AAUGGAAUGGGGACGCACCUCGUCCGGUUUCCUCGCCAUCAUGUCCCUAUAUGAGAUCUCCUUCAAGCCACCUGGAAACAUGGUGUGAUGUCUAUACACUAGCUGCUCGGCCUUCUUUCCGGUGACCUUGACCUUCCUUGCGUUGCUCACGACAACAUAAUCACCACAAUCGACUAACAUGCCAGUCAAUCAUCAGCUUUUUGAUUCAUAUGGAUGCCUACUUACCACCAGGGUCAAAUAUUGGCUUGUGCUUGCCCAUGAGCACGAGAGCUAUACGCUCCGCAAGUUUACCCAGAACGCGGUCUGAAGCGUCGACAUGGUGCCACACACGGGCAUAGGCAAGAGCGGUCUAAAAGCAAGCAAACCAGAGUGAGAAUAGUGUCGAGCACGGGUAUGAAGUCGACAAACGUUUCCGAUGGCCUGAGACAUGUCGAGGUAUCAAGACGAACUUGUCCCUCUGGAAAAAGAAAGUGAAGCACAGGGUGUUGGUCGAUAUGGGCGCCUACAAGACCCCGCGCCCACGGCAGCUCGGGGCGGGUCGAGGAAGCUCUCACCGUUUCUCAGCUCAACCGUCAUAUCCGCUCCUUGUCUCUUUGCUUUCUGCUUCACCUCCUUUCUUCUUGCUUAUAUCCUUCACCUCUCCUUACCUCUCUCUAUUCACAUCUCUUCCAGUUUAUGAUCGUCCCCACAUCAACAUGCCCGAAUACGUCUACGCAUUACACAACUUUGUCCCCGAGAAACCUGACGAGGUCCCAUUCAAAGUCGGCGACCGAAUCGAGGUGAUUGAGAAGGAUGAUAUGUACCAAGAUGGUUGGUGGCAGGGUCGCAAUCCUCAAGGCCUAGUUGGCCUAUUUCCUCAAACAUACACUUCGACACACCCGCCAGCUUCAUCAACAGUGAGCUUUCCAGGUUCGUCGACUUCCAUCAAGGGCGAGACCUCUGCAGAGAGCUCUUCCGUGAUACCUUCCAUCGCUCUCGAUACACUAGCGGAAGAGCCAGAAUCGACUACACCUAAUGCGACCUCGACCCCGGAUGAUCGUGGACGAACGCUUAGCGGUGAAAUGAUGCAGGCGACGAUGACUGACGUCCAAAAAGCCAUUGAGCAGCUGGGGAGAAACGACCGCGAUGGCGCGCGGAGCUUCAGCUUCGUGAGUUCUCACGGAGAUUACACUGAUAGGUCAGGUACAGAGACUGAGGGUGAUUCGGAGGACGAGGAGGCUUUGGGUUGGCAUAAGGGCGCCCGUGAGAAGCUGGCCAUGCGAGCGAAGCAGGAGAAUGAAGAGAGGCAGGCGAAGGAGGCUGCGGAAUCGGUGCCUACGACGCCUAUGCGACUUACUGCCCCGCCGAUUGACGUGGAAAUGAGCGACGAGAGCGAGGGCGAAGAGGAUGAGGAGCAGCUGGCAACUCUUCGUGAGAGACAUAGCGACCCAUUCCCCAUUAGGCAGCAUCCCCAUAUUCCAGAGGAAGAGGAAGAGGAAGAAAAUGACCAGACGGUUGACCUGAGCAAGGUGCCUUCGCCCGCUCAAGAACCUCACUUGCCAGCUCCUCCGCCUGCACCGUAUGAUGCAGCCAGUUCGCAUAUCGAACCUUCCGAGGAUUUCGUUGUGCCGUUACCGGAUGAGUCUGACUUGCCUACUGCUACAGCAGAGAAGGUCUCAUUUCCUCUACCUACCCCUGCUGCUGACGUCCCCAAGCCCGCCUCUCCAACACCUCCAUCUUCAACUAUUGUUUCGCUACCGCCAUUACCUCCAUCCGAACCAGUCCGAACCACACCUUCAUCUCCUGCUCCUGCUCCACCGGUUUCACCUCCAGCAAUCGUUCCAUCACCUGUACCAGAAUCGCAACAGUCGACACCUCAGCUAUCGCAUGCCCCUCACUUACUCAAGUCGAUUCCAAGCACGAUUCGAGUAGGGGAACAACUCCCAUUUGCUCCAAGCCCUAUGGCGUCUCCUACGGUCUCGACGAUCGGCUCAGUUGGACCUCAGAGCUCGAUCGGUCAACAGACAUUGACACCAGCCACUACCGUGAACUCUUUCAAGACUGCGGCUCCACUUGUGGCGCCGCCUGCUCAGCGACAGCCGUCAGUUCCGGUCAGCACGAGUUCUUCGACACGUGCGUACGAGUGGUCUGUUGAAGAAGUUGUGGAAUGGCUCAAGUCGAAAGGCUUUGAUCAAGGCACCUGUGAUAAAUUUAUCGAACAAGAAAUCACAGGUGACGUUUUGCUUGAGCUCGACCAGAAUAUUCUCAAGAACGAGAUUGGCGUCCUCGCGUUUGGCAAACGAGUACGUAUCAUCAAUGCUAUCGCUGAACUCAAGCGACCACCUUCACCAUCGGAGUCCGAGAAACAAGCUGCUGCCGCUGCCGCUGCCGCAUCGACGUCCCGCUCACAGUCGAUCAGCUACUCUCACUCGCACACUGCUUCGGUGCAGAGUUCUGCCCAUCACUCUUACAACGCUCCGUACUACACUGGUCCUCAGUUCAGUCCUGUGUCGUCACAUAUGGGUAUGAUGUCUUCGCAAUCUGCACCUCACACCCAUAUGGGUGGUGCAUUCUUGACUGCAGAAAACUCACCGCAGAAUGGCGAGUUCGCAUCGCAGGGGUUACCUAAUGGGUGGAGAGCUUCUGAUCCUGGGUCAGUCACUGCGACUGCUAUUGGUGAUCAGCAUCCAAGGGAAAAUGCUGGGUUGGGAUUGGGGUUGCCUAUUUCCAUGAGUUCGCCUUCGAUCAAUGGGAAACUUCAGAAUCGACCGGCACAACUCAUGCUUUCUCCGAGCGACGGUGCAUUGAAAGCGUCUGCUGUCAUUGAUGACCAGAAAUCGGUGAAUGGGGUAGAUGACAGAGGUGUUCUGAGCGAUAGUGAAACCACCCAUGCACUUGACGCCAAGCAAAAGCGAAGACGUUUGUUCGGUCGUUCAACCGAGUCUUCUUCCCUGAAGGAGAAGGCGGCCUCCCUGAAGGAUACCAGUAGUAGUCGACACUCCCGGGAUAUCGCCACCACACCUAUAUCUGCGUCACCUAAUAAUGACACAAAGAGCGAGUUUGCGGACGAACUUCCUCCAGUGAGGCGGCGUAGCAAGAAAGGGGGAGAUGGGGAGCGGAAGGCUUCUGAUCGACUCAGUCUCUUUGGAAGUCCCUUUGCCUCAACAAUUGGGAAGUCGAGGAAACCACCGCCAAGACUCUCUACUUCUGCGGAGAAGAGCGAGGACAAGCCUCAUAUGAGUAUGAGUACGUUCUCUCGUAUUGUCCACAGUGGCGAGAGGAGGAGCUCUAGCCGACCCUCAACUUCGGAUGGUACUCGUCCGAAAGAGAAGAUAGGCGGCGCUUCACCGCAAGAUCGCUCCAUUCUCCGCAAGCGUACAACGUCGACUGUAGAUGCUUCUGUCAUUAGACCCGGCGCAACGGCAGUGCAAGGACCCGGUCCUAACUUAGUAAGUGGCAGGAGUAUUCUCGAGCAGAUCGGCACACCAGACCACAAUGGCUGGAUGCGAAAGAAGAGCGACCGGUACAAUACGUGGAAGACGCGGUACUUUGUUCUCAAGGGAUCCCAUUUAUAUUGCUUGCGGAGCAACAACAAGUCGGUGAGUCAUCCAGUUCUACUGUAUUGUGACGUUCUGAGACGAUAUAUAUAUUUCUUGCAGGAAACAAAAAUCAAGGGUUAUGUCAAUAUCCUUGGAUAUCGAGUACAAGCCGAUGAGAACGUCGAUCCGGGUCGUUACGGCUUCCAAAUCGUACACGACACCGACAAGACCCACUACUUCAGCUCUGACGAGCAAAUCGUUAUUCGGGAAUGGAUGAAAGCUCUCAUGAAAGCUACAAUCACGAGAGAUUACACCAACCCCGUGGUAUCGUCAAGCAACAUACCCACGAUACCCCUCACCGUGGCACAAGCGAUGAACCCGACACCGCGCCCACCUUCGCCGACAGCUCGUGAAGCCACACAACGUGCCCAUCGCCGUGACAAUCCCAAUCAGCUGUCCACUAGGGAUGCUGAAGUUCUGUUAAUGGGCAUGCCGGCGAAGGAAAAGUCCUUGAAUGGAAAUGGCGAUCGUACACGGCUGGACUCGUUCUUCACAGUCGAUAGCGUUUCCAACAAGGGUAAAGACACCAAGAAAAGCCCUCCGCUAAAGAGUUCGGCUCCACCGCGGCCAUCGCGUGAAAUGGGCAGAGUUACUUCAACGAAUGAUCAUCAAUCACUGGAUAAGUCGUUGAUAGAAUGGGCAAACUCUCACCUUCCGGAAGCUCUGCAAGUGACAGACCCCACCACUGCAUUGUAUGGCGGUCUCGCGCUCCUACGUCUCGCAGAGAACAUCAAGGGCAAACCUUCUUCGCCGCCGGUACCCGACUCGGCAUUCCCAUCACACCCAGACGACGACAAAAUCGAUGGACUCUUCCGGCUCUUUGACUUCCUUCUUGACAAUGACGUCAAGAUGGGAUCGGUUAGCAUCAACGAUAUUAGACAAGGCAAGAGAGACAAGGUUGUGCAGCUUUUACGGGCGAUUAAGACGUGGGAGGAGAAACGGAAGGCGAUAGCUCAGUCCAUUGGAAAAGGAUCUAUAACAGCGGGCCCGUUUAUGGCUAUGGCUGGUCCGAUUGAUUACUUCUGAUCUCUAUAUUUUCAUUUUUCAUGGACUCUCUUGGGCGACGGAAACACUAGAUACCACAUAGCAUAGUCUACAGUAUAUAUGGCUCCUCUCAUUUACGGUUAAUUGUGCUUGAAGCAAUCUAUUGUUUUAUCAUUC
Messenger RNA from Somion occarium, 4739 nucleotides. The record is from the annotation of a GenBank genome assembly. NCBI's taxonomy places the organism in Eukaryota, Fungi, Basidiomycota, Agaricomycetes, Polyporales, Cerrenaceae.